Acinonyx jubatus (cheetah) is the source of this 2717-nucleotide messenger RNA. It is a transcript of the gene EIF4E3, whose product is annotated as eukaryotic translation initiation factor 4E family member 3. The record is from RefSeq and is a predicted model, not a curated record. Gene Ontology annotation, cellular component: eukaryotic translation initiation factor 4F complex. Gene Ontology annotation, molecular function: translation initiation factor activity; RNA 7-methylguanosine cap binding. Gene Ontology annotation, biological process: translational initiation. The coding region runs from base 59 to 736 and encodes 225 amino acids. The transcript has 7 exons. NCBI's taxonomy places the organism in Eukaryota, Metazoa, Chordata, Mammalia, Carnivora, Felidae.
AGCCGCCGCUCGCCCCGCGGUCCGCGCGUCCGCCGGCCUCGCAGGCGGGGCGGAGAAAAUGGCGAUGCCCCCGGCCGCCGUGCCCCCCGCCCGGGCCCGAGAGCCGCCGGGGCCCCGCGCCGCCGCCGCCGCCGCCGCCGCCGCCGCGCCGCCGCUCGGCCUGCAGCAGCUGUCGGCGCUGCGGCCCGAGCCGGGAGAGGUCCCGCUGCACUCGCCCUGGACCUUCUGGCUCGACAGAUCCCUCCCUGGUGCCACAGCAGCUGAGUGUGCCUCGAACCUGAAGAAAAUCUACACGGUGCAGACAGUCCAGAUAUUCUGGAGUGUGUACAAUAAUAUCCCUCCUGUGACUAGCCUGCCUUUGAGAUGUAGUUAUCAUUUAAUGAGAGGAGAGAGGCGACCACUUUGGGAAGAGGAGAGUAAUGCCAAGGGCGGCGUCUGGAAGAUGAAAGUCCCCAAGGACAGCACGUCCACAGUUUGGAAAGAAUUGUUGUUAGCGACAAUCGGGGAACAGUUCACAGACUGUGCCGCUGCAGAUGAUGAAGUAAUAGGAGUCAGUGUCAGUGUCCGGGACCGGGAAGAUGUCGUCCAAGUCUGGAAUGUAAAUGCGUCUUUAGUGGGCGAAGCAACCGUUUUAGAAAAGAUCUAUGAACUUCUGCCCCACAUAUCUUUUAAAGCAGUAUUUUAUAAACCCCAUGAAGAGCAUCAUGCUUUUGAAGGUGGACGUGGAAAACACUAAUUGCACUCUAAAGAAUUCUUUGUCCUUUGCUGAUUGGUUUUGGAAACGGUCUUAACAGGAGGGAGAGUGAAGAGAAGACUUGCCGAAGCCCGAUGCUGGUCCAUUUAGAGUGGGUUUCUGCCCUUGCAGACUGGGCACUUAGGGCUCAAAGUGGCAGGUGGGGUUGGGGGAGACUGUGUGGGUUUCUACCGUCACAUUAUUUGCUUUUUUUUAUUUUUCUUUUUUGGCUUUUUAAAUUCUCUGUUCUUUUCACUCUGGGCUUUUUUUUUUUUUGGGGGGGUCCUUUUAAAUUUCCUUAUUCAGUCUAAUUAUUGUUUUCUACACUCCCCUUUUAUUGAGGCACAAGAAAUCGGUUUCCCUUUAAGUAGCUCUGCUGUACCUAGCUAAUGAGAAUAUGCAUAAUCGUGACAAUACUGCUUUUGAAAACUACACUGUACUUGGAGGAAUACUAGCUUGGUGAAACCUGUCUUGAUUAUUUGUUGUGACACAUUCCUACACACUGUGCACUGGGCAUUGUUUUUUUUUUCUGUCCCAGGAAAAAGAAAAACCAUACUUAAUCUGAUUUUGCACUGACAGCACACACAUCUUUUAUUUUUCUUUACUUUUUAAACUUUUUUUUUUUUUUUUUUUUUAGCAAUAAAAGGAAAAUAAUAGUUGGGUUGCCUAACAUGAAAACUUGUAAUCACAGUUGAGUAUCAGGAUAUAAAUCAAACUCUAGGUCUUCAGACCCUCUGUGGAAGUAUUUCUAAGCACAAUUUCAAUUCGGCCUUUUCGAAGGAUAGGCACAGAGUGGUAGCAAGGAAUUUCUCCUGGUAGGAAACCUUGUAUUUCUGAUUUAAAGAGGAGGUGAUGUUUUAAUUGUUCGAGGUAAAGCUGCUUCUGAAUUUUGGGUAUGUGUACCCACCCACUUAGGGCUUUCCAGAUGUAUCUGAACACACUUUGUUAAAUUAUCCCUUUUUCCUGCUCACAUUGUAUGUCGUUUCCAAUAAUUAAUAGUCCUCCAGCCUGGGCAGCUCGCCCCUGCCUUUUUCAUUUAGGAGCAGCUGGGUCGAUCUCAUUUCCAGGAUGAAUGUGAACGUUGACAAAGUGAAACUCUGAGUGCAUUUUGUUGAUACUAAUUUUUGGAAUUGUUGAUAUAUAUUGUACUAUGUUACCAAAGAAAUAAUGGUUUUAGUAGAAGGAAAUGGCCAUGCUCUGGAGCGCUGAGCCUCUUUCCAAAUGCACCCAUUUCCCUCUCUUGACUCCACCAAGCCUCCUACUGCUCUUACCUGAAAAAGGCAGGGGCGUUGGAAGACACUUCCUCUUGCUGGCUUUUUCUGGAGUCAGGGGAGCUGACACGUGCUUACACAUUUCACACAAGGGCCCAGGGCUCAGAACUCGUACCCAGGAUUUUUAAUCCCUCUUGCAGUAUUGACCAGCAGAGAGAGGUGGGGCUACUUCGAGCCUCCAACCUGUGUUUGUAAAUAAAAUUCUCCAUUCAAAAAUGUAAACGAAACUUUCCGCGAUAUCUGUUUACAAAAGUUGUGCCCUUUUCUUGCAUUACUAACCACAUCAACCAUAAUCACAGUGACCAUAGUUUUUAAAAAAAAACCCUUUGUUUCUAAACUGACUUUCUUCAGUGGUUUCAGAAUGAGUCAUAAGAAUAUCAGAUCCAUUUUUCUAGAGCCUGGAACUCACUUCUCUAAGCAUUGUACUGACAUCCAACUUGGUUUUAAAUUAUUCAUUCAAGGAUUAAAAAAAAAUUAUUCUGAACACGAAUUUAAAUUCUUUUUUAUAAUAUAAGUAUUUUUCUGAUAGAUUAGAAAAAAAGGAUGAUUGACCUAUCUUCAUUAUAAUUGUCAUAUAUAUUUCCAUAAGUAAAUGGAUUUUGAAGCAUUUUUAUUUUUUGAACUUUAUUUAAAACGUUGUGGUGACAUGUUCAACUUCUGCAUGUAUGUAGCCUUUGAAGAAAAAAAUAAAAUAAGUAGGAAUGUUAGGCUCA